AUGGCUAACCCUAUGGUUUUCUUUGACAUGACCGUCGGUGGUGCCCCCGCCGGGAGGAUCGUCAUGGAGCUGUAUGCCGAUACCACUCCCAGAACCGCCGAGAACUUCCGCGCUCUGUGCACCGGUGAGAAGGGAAAAGGUACCUCCGGCAAGCCCUUGCAUUUCAAGGGAUCCUGCUUCCACCGUGUGAUCCCUAACUUCAUGUGCCAGGGAGGUGACUUCACCAGAGGAAAUGGAACCGGCGGCGAAUCAAUCUACGGAAACAAGUUCGCCGAUGAGAACUUCAUCAAGAAGCACACCGGUCCAGGUAUCCUCUCCAUGGCCAACGCCGGUCCCAACACCAACGGAUCGCAGUUUUUCAUCUGCACCGCUAAAACCGAGUGGCUCGACGGCAAGCACGUCGUGUUCGGAAGGGUCGUUGAAGGAAUGGAUGUUGUGAAGGCGAUCGAGAAGGUUGGAUCUGGCAGCGGAAGCACCUCUAAGCCGGUGGUCGUCGCCGAUUGCGGUCAACUCUGA
Lactuca virosa is the source of this 516-nucleotide messenger RNA. The record is from the annotation of a GenBank genome assembly. Lineage: Eukaryota; Viridiplantae; Streptophyta; Magnoliopsida; Asterales; Asteraceae.